ACCAAUCCCGCUCAGAAGUGUCUGUCUUCUGGGCGGGGCUGGUGGUGGCAGCGGCCGUUCGCGUCUGUUGAACGGCUUGUGGGAGUCCUGCUGCUUCGGGCCAGGGCAUAAAGUCUCUGAGAGGAACGUGUCUGUCCGGGGAGGAAAAUGAGUUUAGCUCUGAGAAGUGAGCUUGUAGUAGACAAAACAAAGAGAAAAAAAAGAAGAGAGCUCUCUGAGGAACAGAAACAAGAAAUUAAAGAUGCCUUUGAACUUUUUGAUACAGACAAAGAUGAUGCAAUAGAUUAUCAUGAACUAAAGGUGGCAAUGAGAGCCUUGGGGUUUGAUGUAAAAAAAGCUGAUGUACUGAAGAUUCUUAAAGAUUAUGACAGAGAAGCCACUGGGAAAAUCACCUUUGAAGAUUUCAAUGAAGUUGUGACAGACUGGAUAUUGGAAAGAGAUCCACAUGAAGAAAUCCUGAAGGCAUUUAAACUAUUUGAUGAUGAUGAUUCAGGGAAAAUCAGCUUGAGGAAUUUGCGACGUGUUGCCAGAGAACUGGGUGAAAACAUGAGUGAUGAAGAGCUGCGAGCUAUGAUAGAGGAAUUUGAUAAGGAUGGUGAUGGAGAAAGCAGAGUGGACAGUGAGAGAGAGAGACAGAGAGAGAAAGGUCUUCCUUUGCCGCUGGUUUACCCUCCAAUGGCCGCCGCUGCAGCCGGCGCACCGCGCUGAUCCUGGCAGGAGCCAGGAGCCAGGUGCUUUUCCUGGUCUCCCAUGGGGUGCAGGGCCCAAGCACCUGGGCCAUCCUCCACUGCACUCCCUGGCCAUAGCAGAGAGCUGGCCUGGAAGAGGGGCAACCGGGACAGAAUCCGGCGCCCCAACCGGGACUAGAACCCGGUGUGCCGGCGCCGCAAGGUGGAGGAUUAGCCUAUUGAGCCACGGCGCCGGCUCUAGUAUUUUUUUUAAUCAUUUUCAAAAUUUUCUUUCAGAACUUGUGCUUUGUUAAGGUGUAUUAAUUCUUGGGGCCCAUGAACUCCACUGUUUCACUAAGUGGAAGCAUUCUUUCCUGUCGGUUUCUAUGAAUUGUUGUGUGUACAUUGGUUUUUAAAAAUUGUACUUAGUAAGAUUAUUCAAUUUUCUGUUUAUUUUUAAGUUGCUGACUUAAACGUUGUGCUUUAUAAAUUAGAGAUUCUUAAUGAAUUUUAUUGAUGAUUUUGCUAAACUAACAAAUGGUCUUUACCAGUGAUUAUUUCCUGUAUUUCCAUCUGUAUUUUAUAGUUGUUACUUGAUCAUUAAGAUCAAAUCUCUUUUAAAAAAUUUUAUUUGUUACACAAGUUUCGUGUAUUUUAUAUAUACAGAUUUAGGGACAUGGUGAUACUUCCCAUCUUAUACUCCCUCCCACCCAUGCUCCAACCCUUCCUCUUCCUCCCUUUCCCAUUUGCACUCCUAAUGUUUACAAAACUCUACACUAGGUAAAAGAGUUCAACAAAUGGUAUGAAAACAAAAAAAAAAUUAUUCCUCAGCAGAGGAGACAAGGGUAAACAAUCAUUGAAUCUCAGAAUGUCCAUUUCUCUCUAAUACAUACAUUUUAGGUACUCUGUUAGUUACCUUGGAUCAGGGAAAGCAUAUGGUAUCUGUCUUUUUGGAACUGACUUAUUUCACUAAGUAUAAUGGUUUCCAGUUGUGUCCUUUUUUUUUUUUUUUUUUUUUUUUUUUUACAGUUAAAUAGUACUCCACGGUGUAUACCAUAAUUUGUUUAUCUAGUCAACAUUUGAUGGACAUCUGGAUUGAUUCCAUAUUUUAGUUAUUUUGAAUUAUGCUGCAAUGAACAUGGGGGUAUAGAUAAUUAAAUAGGUCUUUUAGUCCAUUCUCUCUUUCCAGACCUUUGGGAACUUCUAAGACUCAUAUGUUGGGUCAUUAGAUAGUAUUCCAUAAAUCUUCAACACUGUUUUGAAGUUUUUUAAUUUCUUGUUGUUUUUGGUCUGAUUGAAAAAUUUCCAAUGAUUUGUCUUCUAGCUCAGAUACUCUUCUGCCUCACCAUGUCUGUUAUUGAGGCUUUCCAUUGCCUUUUUUGUUUGAUCUAUUGAAUUCUUCAUUUCUGAUAUUUUGUUUUGAUUUCUCUUUAAAAUCUUAAUUUCCUGGGAAAAAUUUUCAUUCACGUCAGGUAUGGUUUUCUUUAGUUCGUGGAUUUGCUUCUGAUUGCUUUUGAGUAAUCCUAUGAUUGAUUUUUUGAACUCUGUUUCCGGCAUUUCAUCAGUGUCUUUGUCUUCACAUGGUGUCUUUCUUGUUUUUAUUUCUUGAAUUUAUUUAUGUAUUUUUAGGUAUUUGUGGAGUUACUUGUUGUUUUUUUCCUCUGAAGGAUCUAGCUUUCAAAUGUUCCUCUGUGGCUUAGAGAAAUGUCUGCACUUUCAGUGAAUACCAAGAAGUGUAUGGUGGGUGUGGCCAGGGAGCUCUGAUCAGUGCUCCAGGGUGGGUGUGGUAGAUCUCUUGUUAACAGAAGGGGGAGAAUGGUCACUUCUGUUGGUGUGAUCACUCUUUCACCUCCUCUCCUCCAAGCUGCGUAAUGCCCAGGUGUUAGCCUGCAGUGGUUUCUACACUCAUCUGUGCUGCCUCUAAACCACACAAAUGAUCUGAUCUGCGCAGUCCUCACUCUGAGCAUGGGUCCUGUUGCAGUGAUCUGCCCCAUGCAGCCAAGGUGCUCCGAGCAUGUUGAGCUGCACUCAGUGAUUGCCCAAAGACCCAGUUACACACUGUACCCUCUGUGGUAGCCACCAAGUCCUCACAGUCUCAGCACACAAGACUCCCCCACUCACUGGGUGCAGAGGAUCCAGUCAUCAGAGUGGUAAAUCUUCUCUGAGCUAGCUCUGCCUAGGCGGCUUGAGCCCCAGAGCCUGUAGUAUUUGGGAGGCUGGGCAUGCGUCACAGUCCUAUGUGGGUGCCCAGCUAGCUGCCUGUCAAUCCACCCAGCCAGGCUCAAAGUCAGUGGGGACUGCGGAUUUUCCUCUCCUGUAGAAUCUCUGGAUCACCUGCAUAUGCAAGAACCACUGGCCGAAUGUUGCCCUCUCCCUGCUGAGAAGAUGUCGUCAUUUUUCAUCCAGUUGCUAUGCGUGUGCACAAAGGAUUCUGCAGCUUCUACCAAAGGCCAAUAUGGUGCCCGCCCUUUCUCUGCCAGGCAGUGCUUGCCAUUGUGGGGAGGAUAGGGGGAGAUAAAUGUGCCCCUUUUACUUCACUUCAUCUAGCCCCUAGGACUCCAGUCCAGACUCAUGCCACGCUCUUCCUCUGCUAUAUCACCAUGUGUUGCUGCAGUCUGGUCUCACCUCCAUCUCCAGGCUGCUGCAGUCAUGGUUGUUUCUGUGUUUGUUCUGCAGUUCACACCCUCCACACAGAUCCAUGGCAUUCCUCUUCCUUGUGUAGGAUUUCUCUUUAAAAUAGGCUUUUAAAGAUAUAAAAGUUAAAUGGUGCUGGCAUUGUAGCAUAGUGGGUUAAGCUGCUGGCAUCCGAUAUGGGCGCUUGUUUGAGUCCUGGCUUCUCCAAUUCUGAUCCAGUUUCCUUAGGCCCCUGCACCCACGUGGGAAACCAGGAAGAAGCUCCUGCAUCCUGGCUUCCGACCAGCCUAGCCCCAUCUGUUGCAGCCAUUUGGGGAAUGCACCAAUGGAUGGAAGAUCUCUCUUUGUCUCUCACUCUUUCUCUUUGUAACUCUGCCUUUCAAAUAAAUAAAAUAGAUUUUUAAAAAUAAAUAACUAAAUGGAUGUAUAAAAAUUCAAAAAAACAAUAUGACUUUUUUUUCUACUUUUGUUCCAUAGAAUUCUAAUUUAUAUCCAUGACAUGUUCAAGCUUGUUUAUGAAGAGAGAGUUUGCUAAAUAGAAAAAUAAAGAUUAUAAAGAUGGUUGUUUAGCCACUGUGUACAACUAUUAUAGUGAUGAUUGACUUUUUUGAUAACAGAAUGUUCUGUAUUUUUUCCAGUUACUAUUAUAGAAUAUUAAUUUAUAAUGUUUCUCACAUUUUAUGGGCUUUUGUGUUCAAGAAGUUCUAUUUAAUAAACAUUUAAUUUCCUAAAGUAAAAGUAGCCAUAUCUUGAAUUAAAAAUUUUGUGUAAUACAAAAAUUUUUGAGUAGUGUACAAUGGUUAUUGUAGUCUCUGAAAAAAUAAAAUUUCUGUAUUUUUGA
Oryctolagus cuniculus (rabbit) is the source of this 4143-nucleotide messenger RNA. The record is from RefSeq and is a predicted model, not a curated record. NCBI's taxonomy places the organism in Eukaryota, Metazoa, Chordata, Mammalia, Lagomorpha, Leporidae.